Messenger RNA from Toxoplasma gondii ME49, 2401 nucleotides. RefSeq lists its product as hypothetical. The transcript has a single exon. NCBI's taxonomy places the organism in Eukaryota, Apicomplexa, Conoidasida, Eucoccidiorida, Sarcocystidae. The record is from RefSeq and is a predicted model, not a curated record. Bases 748 to 1299 code for a protein of 183 amino acids.
AGUUCCGCUGAAUGGAAGAGCGCUCUUGAGGAUGGAAGUCAGCUUCAGGUAUCCUACCCGAUAUGUACCGGAACGACACAACUCGCGUCAGGCCCUGACGAUUCUUCUAUGCUACACCGCGAACCCUGGAACCCCUUCCGGUUUUUGCUUCGCCUACAGCGCAGCUUCUGCAUCACUCAUCUGGCUGUUAAAUCUCAAAGUACGGAUCGGUCAAAGAUUAACUGCCAUCAACCCUAAGUCUCGACUCGAAAAAGUUUCCACGAGGGAGUUAAGCGAGGAAGUAACACCGCCACCGGGAUGCGACACGGACGUCGACGGCAUCGAGCGUCUCCCGCCAACAAACAAUCCGGGAAAAGGCGGGCAGCGACGGUGACUGCAUUCCUCAUUACUAAACCUCUCAGCACUCCACAGGAGGCACUGUAGGUGCAGAAAUAACUGGGAAGAGAAGGGUUUACAGUAGCAUUCAGGGUCACAAGCAAUGUGAGCAUUUUAUUGCACGAGCAUGCGCGUUAUGUGAGCACGUAGACAGCGUCAGUCAGAGACGCGAGAUGGAGAUCCCGGAGUAGCACAUAUGCUGGCGGUUCUUUUCUUCGGUGGUUGUUUCAUAGUUACGAAUUGACGUUAUCUCCCCGGGCAAGUGUCUGUCCUUUAUCUUCUUGAGGGGCUGGUUUCUUUCGGUCGCUGCCUCUGUUGUGGUGCCUCUGAUCCAGCUGCAGUGUGACGGACAUUUUCUUCAGUUUUUCGACUAUGGGUGGCAACGGCAGAACUCACGUGUCGUCGGUGUCGCUCUUUCUUGUCCUAGUGGCCACUGUUGCUCUGUCAGAAAUAGCUGAACAUGUCGCUGGAAGUCAAACCAGUGACAGCAGCGCCGAGGUGGCCGGGCACGAGAAGACGGGGGAAACAGAUGCAGAGGAAAGAGAGGAGAUGGACGCCAAGUUACCUGGCCCUGUGGAAGUCCCUCCCCUUUACGGGAGUUUUAAAUUUCUCAACAGCUGGUUGCUGAGCUUGUUCCUCGUGUCUUUCCCUCCGACGCGUUUACUCUUCCUGGGCACCCGGCCCCUGGCGUAUGAAAACGACUUGAAUGACCGAGAGUCUGCUCGCGACGAGGAGUAUGUAAAUGAGAAGUUUCUAGAGUGGCACUCUUCCCAUAAAAGGGCACGAGCCAGACGAGAGGGGCUGCAGAAACUUAUCGCCGACGCGAACAAGGCUGCAGAACGGAGCACGUCUUCAACCUCGCGAGGCGGAAUCCGUGGUGAUCAAGCACACAGGGGUCUCUCUGCUCGGGUCAACGACGGCUGACAGCUUGGUGAUGAGAGGAGUGUCAUGGAUGAAUCGUUUGUGAAAGAACCGCGUUUGAUAGCUCUUUCCUUCAGAGGUAUUUUACUGGGGUCGAGUGGUUUUCGUGGCAACCUGAUUCACUCGAGAUGUCAAGGAUCAGGUUGCGACGUCUAGAGUAAUGCAAGAUUGCGCUGGACUUGCAGGUGGAGAGAAUUGCUUUGUUACCCCCCUGUUUUCCAGGUCGAGACAGACUUGAGGAAACGCAGGACUUUGCGGGUUUGUACGUACCUGAAGCAAUCAGCUACCAGAAAAGGGAAAACUGCGUCGGAGUUGGUAAACCAGCAACGACAGCCCACUGGCACACCGGGUAUUGUCGUUAUUUGGUCAUUCUGUCGGAUUCUUAUUUGCUGUGGUCAUUGAAGGUACUCGACUUCACAUGGAGAUCGGGGACCAGAUGUGACGUGGUAAUUCGUGUGCAGUGUGUUUCAUCAUUUUGCUGUCCUUUAGCCUGGCUUGAAUUUCAUACCUGCCCGGCCAGGCUUUCGGUUUCACACCCAUCAAGUUCUCUUUUGAGUACACAACGUGCUCAAACAGUCAGAGGGAACGCGUAUCGUCGAAUUUGUUGGAUGCACGGACUUUUCUGGGCAAUCAUGCAGAACUCUGUACUGCGAUGAAGUCGCGUAUGUUAGGAUGAAAGAUGUUAUGGAUGCAUAUGUCUCUUCAAGUGGAGAGUUGUUCGUUUCGAGGGAUAUAAACGCUGAACCAUAAGGCACAGUGUCAAUUAGUUACAGCGUCUUGUGAACAGCGAAAUGCUGGCACCAAGGAUGGUUCAUGAAGACAAUAAACGACUCCAUCCCAGUGACAUAUUGGGAAACCAUUCGACCCAGAAGCGCAGCGGCUGCUGGAUGAACUUCCGAUGUGUGCAUGUUACGAGUAGAAAAUUCCUUGCGCACGGCCGCCGUUAGCGACUUCGUCAGUAUGGUGUGGAUACGUGCUGUCCGUGGUACCCGCGGGUCUAAAGCUUUCGGAGGAGAAGAGGGUGUCAUACGCUGCGUUUUCAAACAAAUACUCUUCUUACGUCAUUGACCCGUGAAUCGCUUCGAAAGUCGAACGGAAGGCACCA